AUUACAAGUUCAACCAAAAGAUAAACAUUAUAUCAUUUAUAGGACAAAUUUGUUAUAUGUUUUUCUUUUUUAAACUUAAUUAAGCAUGGUAGCGAGUGGUUGUAGAUUCCAAAAAAACCGUAGCGUUAAUCUAAAUUAGGAUUUGAGAGACUAUAAAGAUCCGAAGACGAUGAACAAAGAACUCACUCCCCCACACCAAACCCUAAGGGACCAAUAAAUAAAGCAACCCCAUCACAAAAUGAGUUCCUCAACACUACGUUGCCUUGUUGUGGCGCUGUGUGUGGUGGUGCUUUUGUAUUGUCCCAUGGCAGCAAAUGGCGAACAAGGGUUGGCGGAACAAAUCUGCAUGGAAAGCUUCGAAGACAAGGAAGGGUGCAUGGCGCUGGUAAAGCAAGCCGAUCCUAAGAUCGCGAGUGCAAGAAGCUUGGAAGAUCUAGCUCAGGCAACCCUAGAAUGGGCCGUGAGCAAGUCAUCGGAGGCUCAAGCGUUCCUGAAGGAGUUGGCUAAGAUGGAGAAUAAUCCAGCCAUAGUGCAAUGCGCGAAUUUCGACUACGAUGGUGUGGUUGGAUCCUUCAAGAGCGCCUUACAAGAGUUGAAAGAAGAUCCUCAAACCGCUAGCUAUGAUGCGAAAGCUGCUGGUGAUGGACCUGAUUGUUGUGACAGAGGCUUGGCUUCUGCAAAUAUUAACAACCCUGCUGUUACCGCUCUUAACCGCCAAAUUUUCCUCCUCAGCAACAUGGCCUUCACCGCCGUCAGUAAAUACAGUGAUUAAUUCAAUUCGCCACCUCAACUUGUCAUCGAUGCUUAUCCUUAAGUGUGGGGUGUUGCUAUAUACUUUUCGGUCUUCUUUGGUGUGGGGGAGUGCAACUCAUUAAUAAAAGAGAAUUUCUUUCCUCCACUCAAUUUUG
Vigna unguiculata (cowpea) is the source of this 908-nucleotide messenger RNA. RefSeq lists its product as uncharacterized. Gene Ontology annotation, molecular function: enzyme inhibitor activity. The record is from RefSeq and is a predicted model, not a curated record. NCBI's taxonomy places the organism in Eukaryota, Viridiplantae, Streptophyta, Magnoliopsida, Fabales, Fabaceae.